AUUAAUUAUCGUCAUGUGAUCUUCAGGUGAUCGUGGGCGGAGUAAGAAAUGGAAAGAAAUGUUAAAGUUACCCCCAGUUGGAACUUGCUUACCUCUUAGGGACAAAAUAGAUCACACGUUUGAAUUCAUUGUUGAGCAGCAGCCGAUAGGUCACAAAUUGUUCCUCCUCUUUUGUGAGAAGGACCUGAAACUCUCUCGCUGCAUGCAGUUCCUUCACGCUGUGGACGAACUAAAGAUUGUCGUUGAGGGAAAAAGACUAGCACACGCUCAGACCGUCUUUGACGACUUUUUGUCCUUGGACUCUCCUCAGGAUCAAGCCUCAAAGUUUUUGGGUGCUGGAAAACUCGAGUGUGUCUCUGAUGAACUGGCCACUAAGACUCAAGAGAAGCUUAAAGGAAUUGUACCAGUUGAUGUAUUUGAAGAAUGCAGACAGGCUGUUCGUGAUUUCCUGAGUGGUCAGCCUCUCAUUGAUUUUGUAGAGAGUCCCUUCUACUGGAGGUUCCUCCAAUGGAAGACGCUGGAAAGGAUGAUAAUCACUAAGGAUCAUUUCCGUCAGUAUCGUGUCCUUGGUAAAGGCGGCUUUGGUUUGGUGUUUGCUUGUCAGAGCAAGUUCACCGGUAAGAUGUAUGCUCUUAAGAAGCUAGAGAAGAAACGAGUCAAGAAGAGAAAAGGAGAGAAACUGGCCCUCAAUGAGAAGGAAGUCCUGGAGAAAGUUGAUAGCAGAUUUGUGGUGACACUGGCCUAUGCCUACCAGUCCAAAGACUCUCUCUGUAUGGUUCUUACUCUCAUGAAUGGAGGAGACUUGAGGUUUCAUAUCUACAGUAUUGGGUCUCCUGGUCUGGAGCCAGAGAGGGUCGUCUUCUAUGCAGCUGAGAUAGCGUGUGGUCUUCACCACCUCCACACUGCUAGGAUCGCAUACAGGGACAUGAAGCCAGACAAUAUACUCCUGGAUGAUGCUGGUCACAUACGUAUAUCAGAUUUAGGUUUGGCGGUUCAUAUACCGGAGGGACAGUCAGUGAGAGGUAGAGUAGGCACUCCUGGAUACAUGGCUCCUGAAGUGAUUGACGGCCACAGGUAUACCUUUGCCCCCGACUGGUGGGGGAUGGGUUGCUUAAUAUAUGAAAUGAUAUGUGGACGAACCCCAUUCCGGAAGCAUAAAGAAAGGGUAUCACGAGAAGACAUAGAGAGGAGGAUAAAGGAUGAUAGGGUGUGUUUGGAUAAUUCAGCUUUCACUGAGGAUUCAAGAUCAAUCUGUGACCAAUUCUUAGAUAAGGUCCAUGCCACACGGUUAGGUUGUUGUGGGGAAAUGUUUGAAGAUGUGAAGGCUCAUCCUUUCUUCCAGACGAUAGACUUUGCUCAUUUAGAGGCCGGACUCAUACCACCACCUUUCAUACCCAAUUCCAGAGCAGUGUAUGCUAAAGAUGUGUUGGAUAUUGAUCAGUUCUCCUCAGUCAGAGGAGUAGAGAUUGAGAAAGCUGACGAAGACUUUGCUGACAAGUUUGCGACCGGAAUAGUACCCAAACCCUGGCAGGAGGAGAGCAGGAGACAGGAGAUAGAAGGAAGAAAGAAACUGCGAAAUAUCAACAAAUUGUAUUAAUAAUCCCGUGACUAGCUACAGUACAAAGGGAAGGACGCAGAAUGAUAUAGCUACGCCCGUUUGUCUUAAAAAUGGUUUGUGUCCCCAAGGAGACACUCGUGAAUGUCAUCUUCUUUGUUGUUUGUCGCCUGCUGCCAGGAGGGAGGCAGAACAAGGGAGGCAAUGAAUACAAGUACUAUCAGUGGCCAUAUUGAUUACUCAGCCACGCCCAAAAAUUAU
Amphimedon queenslandica is the source of this 1816-nucleotide messenger RNA. RefSeq names its product G protein-coupled receptor kinase 6-like. Gene Ontology annotation, biological process: regulation of signal transduction; protein phosphorylation; signal transduction. Gene Ontology annotation, molecular function: ATP binding; G protein-coupled receptor kinase activity. The record is from RefSeq and is a predicted model, not a curated record. The transcript has 15 exons. Bases 59 to 1597 code for a protein of 512 amino acids. NCBI's taxonomy places the organism in Eukaryota, Metazoa, Porifera, Demospongiae, Haplosclerida, Niphatidae. Gene Ontology annotation, cellular component: cytoplasm.